ACGUGUGUCUACGUCAUAACUGUGCUGCGACUGAACUGCGCUAUUGCUUGAAAUAAUCGCGAAGGUCUUGUUUUUAUUUUUGAUACGUCUCUUUACAAAAAGUAAUCAUGUCGACCGCAAUGAACUUUAGCAGUAAGUCUUUUCGGCCCCGUGCUCCAGACAAAGGAUCCUUCCCUCUGGAUCAUUUCGGAGAGUGUAAAGCAUUCAAAGAGAAAUUCAUGAAGUGCUUGAAAGACAACAGCUAUGAUAACUCCUUGUGUCGAGUACAGUCCAAAGACUACCUUGAAUGCCGGAUGGAUAAUCAGCUGAUGGCCAAGGAACCUCUGGAGAAGCUAGGGUUCAAAGACCUGAUGGACAAACCCAGCCAGGAGAACGAGGCUAAACCAUAAACUUUCCUUCCUACACAGAUGGAUGCUGUCAUGCUUGAGUGAUAUUAGACACGACGAUAGCUUCUCUCGUCCACGUCUUGUAUAUAAAAUUACAAUGUAAUAUAUUGGGGGCAGUGUUUCAAGUGUUGUGUGUGUGUGUGUAUAUAAAUAUUUUUUGGUAAAUGAA
Molecule: messenger RNA, 555 nt
Organism: Oncorhynchus nerka (sockeye salmon)
Lineage: Eukaryota; Metazoa; Chordata; Actinopteri; Salmoniformes; Salmonidae
Gene: cox19
Product: cytochrome c oxidase assembly protein COX19
Exons: 3
Coding region: 108-389 (93 amino acids)
Biological process (GO): mitochondrial respiratory chain complex IV assembly
Cellular component (GO): mitochondrial intermembrane space
Source: RefSeq, a predicted model, not a curated record